UCCAAAUUACCCGCGCAAAGAGAAAAGCACCGAUGAAAGCGUUCAGAGGAGGAAGAAGAAGAGGGAAAAACACAAAACAAAACAAAACAAUCUCCGAUUCCGGACACUUCCAUGGCGGCGGAGCCUCGCGACGGAGGGUUCGAGAAGGAGAAGGAGGAGGAGGAGGCGGCGGCGGAGAGGGCGGAGCUGCUCCGCGACCGCUUCCGCCUCUCCGUCAUCUCCAUCGCCAACGCCGAGGGUUUCGAUUCUCCAUUCUCUACUCUCUCUCUCUUUGUUUUCUUUUCUUCUAAAUCCUUCUUCUUAAUUUCUCUUAGAGCAGCUGAGAAGGUCGUGAUGGGGAUCUCGGAGCCCGUCGUGGCGUGCAUUGCUGAUCUCGCCUUCAAGUAUACUGAGCAGCUGGCGAAGGAUGUAGAGUUAUUUGCACAACAUGCUGGUCGAAAAUCUGUUAACAUGGAAGAUGUUAUACUCUCAGCACAUAGAAAUGAUCACUUAGCAGGUCUACUGAGAUCAUUUUCGCAAGAGCUGAAAGGAAAGGAGCCCCAGACAGAAAGGAAGAGGAAAAAAUCUUCAAAGAGUGAUGAUAAAGCGCUCGCUAGCUGAUGCCGAACUUUUCGUUGUAUAUCUCUUUACUCUGCUUUUUAACUAGUUUUGAUUUGACUCGAAUCAUGAACUGCUUACUGUUGAGAAAAAAAAAAGGGUGAUUUUGUCUACCGAUUUUGAAUAUGCAAUAUGUUUAUCUAGUGUGCCAUAAAUCUUCUUCAGAGUGAUGCAUUUGCAUUUUUCUGGAGUUGUUUGUUGGUAAAAGUGUACUGAGAUCCCCAUAACUAUAUGUCAUUUUCAGUAGUCUCUCAAACUUUAUAUGUUUUGAUUAGCACCCUUUACUUUGGAUUGUUUUA
Molecule: messenger RNA, 896 nt
Organism: Ananas comosus (pineapple)
Lineage: Eukaryota; Viridiplantae; Streptophyta; Magnoliopsida; Poales; Bromeliaceae
Product: MHF histone-fold complex subunit 1
Exons: 3
Coding region: 112-600 (162 amino acids)
Biological process (GO): resolution of meiotic recombination intermediates; replication fork processing
Cellular component (GO): Fanconi anaemia nuclear complex; FANCM-MHF complex
Molecular function (GO): protein heterodimerization activity; chromatin binding
Source: RefSeq, a predicted model, not a curated record